Molecule: messenger RNA, 1227 nt
Organism: Pediculus humanus corporis (human body louse)
Lineage: Eukaryota; Metazoa; Arthropoda; Insecta; Psocodea; Pediculidae
Product: WD-repeat protein, putative
Exons: 5
Coding region: 1-1227 (408 amino acids)
Biological process (GO): mRNA splicing, via spliceosome
Cellular component (GO): precatalytic spliceosome
Molecular function (GO): protein binding
Source: RefSeq, a predicted model, not a curated record
AUGAUUGUUUUGAAACAGCAAGAAGCUGAAAGAUAUAUUCAUUUGGAAAAUUUAUUGGCAAGGUCUUAUUUUGAUCCUCGUGAAGCUUAUCCUGAUGGUUCGAGUAAAGAAAAAAGAAGAGCAGCUAUAGCUCAAGCUCUUGCUGGAGAGGUAUCAGUUGUACCAUCAUCUAGGCUGUUGGCACUUCUUGGACAAGCAUUGAAAUGGCAACAACAUCAAGGGCUAUUACCUCCAGGUACAACUAUCGAUUUGUUUAGGGGAAAGGCUGCCAUGAGAGAUCAAGAAGAUGAAAAAUUCCCUACCCAAUUAUCAAAACAAAUAAAAUUCGGACAAAAAUCUCAUGUAGAAUGUGCUAAAUUUUCUCCAGAUGGACAAUAUUUAAUUACCGGGAGUUUUGAUGGGUUUAUCGAAGUUUGGAAUUUCACAACUGGUAAAAUUAGAAAAGAUUUAAAAUAUCAAGCUCAGGAUAAUUUUAUGAUGAUGGAAGAAGCGGUUUUAUGCAUGUCUUUCAGUAGAGAUUCUGAAAUGUUAGCAACAGGUUCGCAAGAAGGAAAAAUCAAAGUUUGGAGAAUUCAAACUGGACAGUGUUUAAGAAAAUUUGAAAAAGCACACACCAAAGGAAUUACAUGUUUACAAUUUUCUAGAGACAAUAGUCAAAUUUUAAGUGCAAGUUUUGAUACAACAAUCAGAAUACAUGGCUUAAAAUCUGGGAAAACAUUAAAAGAAUUUCGAGGGCAUGCAUCGUUUGUAAACGAAGUUGUUUUCACUCCCGAUGGACAUUAUUUAUUAAGUGCUUCAUCUGAUGGUACCGUCAAAUACUGGAGCAUAAAAUCAACAGAAUGUACAAACACAUUUAAAUCCCUCGGAUCUGGAGAUAUUACAGUCAACACUAUAAUUCCACUACCUAAAAAUCCUGAACAUUUUGUAGUUUGCAGUCGUUCAAAUACUGUUGUGAUCAUGAAUAUGCAAGGACAGAUUGUUCGUUCGUUUUCAAGUGGAAAAAGAGAAGGUGGAGAUUUUGUGUGUGCUACAAUAUCACCCAGAGGAGAUUGGAUUUAUUGCGUUGGUGAAGAUUUAGUCUUAUAUUGUUUUUCAACAGGUUCUGGAAAAUUGGAAAGGACGUUAAAUGUACACGAAAAAGCAGUUAUAGGUUUAGCUCAUCAUCCUCAUCAAAAUUUAUUAUGUACAUACAGUGAAGAUGGACUUUUAAGAUUAUGGAAACCUUAA